Prorocentrum cordatum is the source of this 3275-nucleotide messenger RNA. The record is from the annotation of a GenBank genome assembly. Lineage: Eukaryota; Dinophyceae; Prorocentrales; Prorocentraceae.
GACAUAGCCAGGAGGGAGAACUGGCCCAGCUCGUGGCGAAGGAUGCCCUCGACUUCCCGUGCCUUCUGCCUCCGAUGGCAAGACCGCGGGGUCAUGGGAAGGAGGCGCCCCACCCGCGAGCGCUCAGCACCGCAUGGAGUUCAACCCCGAGCGACCGCAGCCGUCUACAGCCCGCAGCGCGAAGCGCAGAGAGCUGCGGGGGGGGGGGGGGCGCGCGCCAGCCGAGCGCCGGCCAACCUGCCAACAAGCAGGCGCGAGCCCAGGGCGCCGAUGGGACGACGCUGCUCUGGGGGCGCGGCUGCCACACCUGCGGCAGCGCUGCUCCCGUGAGGCGGCCCUGUGCGACGCCGCGGCCAGGAGGCGAGGAGGAGGCCCCCCAGUGGCCCAGGAGGGGCGCCUGCGGUUGCUGCCGCUUUCCUGGCGGGCCGAUGCCGCGAGAUGGCGCCCGUCGGCGCAGCGACUCGAGGGGUGGCUACCGCGGCUGCGCGGGCGGGCCGAGGCAGGACGGCCCGAGGGCCCGCCGGGGCUCUGGCAGCCGCUCGCGCGGAGACCGGCGGCGCGAGGACGGGCGCAGCGGCGACCGCCGUGGAGACCGUCGCGCUUCCGACCGCCAUGGCGAGCGCCGCGGCGACGACCGCGGCGACAGUCGCCGCGGCGACGGGCGCCGCGGAGAAGGCCACGGCGAGCACGCGGUGCGCGGCCAAGAGAACCCAGCGCAGGCCGAGCGCCGCAGGGCGAGGGCCUCGCGUUCGCCGGAGCGCGGCAGGAGGGACAACGACGCGCCCGCCAGGGCGAGGCCCGCGUCUCUGGCCAGGAGCAGGAGCCGGGACAGCUCCAGCCCCAGGCGCACCCCGCCCCGGAGGCUGGCCCGUGUCUCGGCCUUCGACCAGACGGUGGCAGAGCCCGAGGAGCUCACCAGCCUCCAGAAGCUGGCGGUGCUGACGGAGGAGAACCCGGCAGUGGCCCUGGCGCUGCCCUCGGCUGGGGGGCGUUUGCUGGCCGGCGCAGAUGCCACAUCUGGCGCGGGUGCGUUGGCGCUGGCGGUGCCUGUCCCCGCGGCGCAGGCCACGGCCCAGCGGCAGGCCUACCCGCCCAACCCGGAGCUCGAGGCAUUCCUGGUCCGCCACCCGCUGGAGGCGCACGCGGCGACGAAGUUGCGAUCGAUGCCUCCCGAUCAGGUCCACAUGAUCAUCAGCAUGUCCUUGCAGGGCGCCCGGGACGCGACCGCUGUGAUUUGCGGCAGGAUCCGCAACAUCGACAAGUUCGCCGGCGGCAUCCACAUGGGCGCGCGCAGUGGCGCAAAGGCCUUGCAGGGUCCAUUCAUGCAGCCCCCUGCUGGCCUGUCUGGUGUGGUGACCACAAUUGUGCCAGAUGACCCACCGCCAGAUCCGGCCGUCAAAGAUGAGGAGCUCGACGCGGUCGUUGCGCAAAUCACGUCCGACGCAUCCCAAACUACCAGGCGCGCCAAGUCGUCAAAGGGUGAGGCCAACGCAUAUCUCGCCAAGGGAAAGGCCUCAUUCAAGACUCCUUUUGCGUCGCGCCAGGUCCGCAGGGCGCCCUCACCACCAAAGAAGGCAGAGAAUGCUCAACCCGAGGAGCCGUCGCAGCUGAGACCAGUACUCUUCUCCCCUGGAACAGCGCAGAACGAGCAAUUUGGCGGCGUGCGCCCAGCACCUCAGGACGGGGGCAGAGAGACUCUGGCGCCGCCCACGCUACCAGCCGAGGAGCCCGCCGCGGCGAGCCCGCCGGCGCCAGCGCCAGAAGCAGCAGCAGCAGCAGCAGCAGUGGGCGGGCUGACGCUGGAGGGCCCCGCCCUCAUAGCUGCUAAGGCCGCGCUGGCCACGUGCAGGAUGCCUGGUGGCGACGCGCCUGGGCUGAGCGACACCGCGCCGGCCGACCCGUCCGAAGACACCGCCCUGAGGCAAGCGUACACGCAUGGGUUGCACGAAGUGCUCGCGGCGUCGCUCGCUGGAACGCAGCCGGGUGCCCUGCUAGAGGCUCUCGGGUCUGCAACAGGUGUCGGCCCGUUGCAGAUGGUGGCGCCAGUGGCGCAGAUGGUGUCGCCGCAGGAGCUGGCCGAGCGCGGGCGGGUUGCCACGCAAGCGGUGGUGCUGGCCGCGGCGGCCGCUGCAGCAACGCAAGCGGCGCAGGUGGCGGCGGAGUUGGAGGUGCUGACUCGGGCAGCGGAGAACACGUCCAAGGAAGUGCACGAGGCGAUGCGCGCGCUCGGCGUGGCGGGCGCUCAGCUCGCUGCGGCUGCGCCCGCUGCGCCCUCGGCGAAGCAAGCCCCGCCGCCCAGCAGCAAGGUAUCGUCACUCCUGCUGCCACAGAUACCAAAGCUGCCGCCCAUGCCGCAGUUCGGUGCGCCCCUCUCAGGGAAGUCCGCGCCACCAGGCAGGCCACCGGCGGGGGAGGCGAACGCCCGUCUGCUCCUCGAGGUCGCACCCGCAGGGCUGGCGGCGCCGACGAGGGCAGGAUCGUCGAUGGCUGAAAUGCUCAUCAAGGCCGCGGGCGCGGCGCGAGCGGCGCCGACGAGGGCGGGGCCCUCGAUAGCCGAGGUGCUGGAGAAGGUGCAGCAGACGAUGGUUGCAGGCCGCCCUCCGAACGCGACCGCCGCCACGCUGGGAGGGCUGCCGAGCGCCACCAUCGCGGCUGGCCCCUGUGGCACAGCGGGUGAGGCGGCGCGGAGGCAGUACGAGGCGCUGGUCGGUGCAGGAGUGCUGCUGCCCAAACCGGCGGUCGCAACUGGGAGGAAGCAGUAAGUCAGAGGAGGAAAGGUACUGAUACCACUACCCUUGCCUCGUUUUUCCUUUCUUGGGCCUCCUGGGACGCCCUCGUCGCCACCGCUGGAUUUGCCUCGAAAUCUUGGUCAGAUCGCACCCUGCGAGAGGUCCGGGGAGUAGUGGUAUCGGCACCUUUUGGCUUCCCCAAGUACGAGGCGCUGCUCGGUGCAGGAGUGCUGCUGCCCAAACCGGCGGUCGCAGCUGAGAGGAAGCAGUGACCGGGCCUCAGUUUCUUCUUGCACUUCCACUGGUGCCGCCUUAUUCGUAGGCGUGCGCAAGGGGGCCCGACGCAUUCGAUUGGACGAUGAAGCCUUCGCGCUUUCGCUUGCGGAAAGGUGACCUGGAAACCAGGCUCUGAUAAGGUUCUUAGCUAAGUCGAGGAGUUUGGCGCAAUUUCCGAUGUAAUUUGUUGUCCAGGGAGUGAUCUCAAUACGUGACAAUUUCAAUCAUCCUGCGACCCCAGAAGCCAUUGCUAGUCAACGCGACCGCGGA